CUGACCUCAAGUCCCUAUCUCCUUUAUCUCUUAGGUAGAACCUGUUGAUAUCAGUAUUUUUUGUGGAGAUUUUCAAUUGAUGUUCACAUGCUAGUGGCAUGUGAAAGCACCCAUUACACUGUUGGAGUGGUUGGCAUUAGGAAGGGCAUCCAGAUGUAGAAAUCAGACUGGAACCUAGUGCAGCCUUCCAGCAGUUUGUAAAUACAUUUAAACAGAAGAAAGUAAAGAAAUACUCCCGUCUACAAACAUUUAGAAAAGUCUAAUCAACACUGAUUGUUUACAAAAGAUUUCAAGAAUAAAAGGAAAGUUACCAUUUGUCAAGAAUAUCCAAUUCGUUCCAUCUACUGCCAUGCUGGUUCUUUCUUAUUGGAGUAUUUUAUUCCUUGUUUUACCUCAUUUCCUUUAUACCCAGGCCAGAAAAUGGGAAGUGCAAAUUUGUCUCACUGAGGAAUACCAUCAUCACAUUCUUGUUACUUUGAACUGGGAUAAUGGUAAAAACAUAACAUGUGCAAACGAGGAGAACUGCUUCAAAACUGAAAUUGAGUUGGAUAACAAAUCAACACCACAAGUUAUUGGUGUUAAACCGUCUAUGGAGCUCAAGGCAAUUGUCCGAAAUCGUGAUCUUCAUGAAGUGCAUGGUGCUCUGUGCCAAACACCAUGUAAUGCAGCUGAAUUGAAAUUAACAAGUUGGACAUCCUGGGGCAUUGAAAUUAAACGUAAUAAGGAGUAUGGCGACUAUGAGUUUUCUUUAGGGUUAGAACCUUAUGUUAAAGCGAAUGUAGUAUUUAAACCACAUUCUAAAGAAACAAAUAUAUCAUUCUUUCUUCCUACGGAAGCGAAUACACCAUCAAAAAUGAGCUUAUUGACAAGAGGAAAAUUUCAUCUGGACAUACGGGUUUUUUAG
Molecule: messenger RNA, 904 nt
Organism: Octopus bimaculoides (California two-spot octopus)
Lineage: Eukaryota; Metazoa; Mollusca; Cephalopoda; Octopoda; Octopodidae
Source: RefSeq, a predicted model, not a curated record